Molecule: messenger RNA, 1608 nt
Organism: Aricia agestis (brown argus)
Lineage: Eukaryota; Metazoa; Arthropoda; Insecta; Lepidoptera; Lycaenidae
Gene: Pex12
Product: peroxisome assembly protein 12
Exons: 9
Coding region: 40-1041 (333 amino acids)
Biological process (GO): protein import into peroxisome matrix; protein monoubiquitination
Cellular component (GO): peroxisomal membrane; peroxisomal importomer complex
Molecular function (GO): protein binding; zinc ion binding; ubiquitin-protein transferase activity
Source: RefSeq, a predicted model, not a curated record
AAUCUCGUAGGUUGAUAAAAUAAAUAAAAUAAAUUAGCCAUGGCAGUAUACGCGGCUCAUUUGACGAGAACCCUACAGGGUACGCCCUCCGUGUUCCAAAUUACAGCUCAAGAAGCCCUAGGAGCAACAGUUAAACCGGCAUUUCGCAGGCUAGUACAGUAUCUGUCUGAAGUGUACCCCAACAAGUGGGGCUGGUGUGAGCGGUAUUUUGAUGAGGUGUUUUUAGCUGCUGACUGCAUACUACAGUACUACUAUCUCAAACACUAUGCUGGAUCAUUUUCGGAAUGCUUUUACGGUUUGCUCCGAACACCAAUCACUCCUAGCGAUGAAUUCAGUUCUGGCACAAGACUACCUGAUGCACUGGAAAAGGGCUCCCUUGCCCUGUUAGUGUUAGCUCCAUACUUGAAAGAUAAGGCUGAGAAAAUUGUUGAUAAAUGGAGAGACGACUCAGAAGCAGGGAUUCUUGGCAGGAGCAAAUCAGACCAAGCUCGCCGUGCGGCUAUAAAGCUGUACUCCAUAAUGUAUUUCAUCAUGGAGACGAGUAAGUUGCUCAUUCUGGCCCGCUACCUUAUGGCCAGGGAGCAGGCACCGACAUUGCCACUUUACCUACUUGGACUCACACUCAAAGACGCCCCACCCGAGGAGCCAGAUAAUAUUUCCUUGAAGGAUGUUGUGCAAAACUUCUGGACGAGAGACCUUGAAGGCGAGGCGAUCGGCAGAUGGGCGCUGCGGGCACUCGGCCGGGGCGCGCAGUACAGUCUGUUCGCGCUGCAGCUGCUGCGGUGGUGGGCCGCGCGGGGACCGGCGCUGCAGGCGUUACCCGCACCGCCCGCGCCACAGAAACCUGAGCGUGCCACUAGGUUCACAAACCUGUGCCCGGUGUGCAUGCAGAGUUGGAAGGUGCCCACCGUGCUACCAGUCUCCGGCUACGUGUACUGCUAUACUUGUAUAUCGCGCGCGCUGCGGCGCGGGGGUCGCUGCCCCACCACCGGCCUGCCCGCCAGCGAGGGGGACUUGCGACGACUGUACUUGGUGGACUGACCCACUGUUAAGGGGUUUAAGACACGCGGACUUCAGUCCCCCUAGCCCCCUGGCCAGGGGGACUGGUUAGGCCAAAGAGGGGUUUACUGUUAAAUACCUAUACCGCCUAUCCAUUCCAAUUUAAUCUAAAGGUGAGACUACACUGCAGCGAAGCAACGCAAAAGGUCAGUCCUACGGAACGUAAAGACGUGUAGCGUCGUUCCGUUGCAGCAUAGUGUCGCCUUACGCCUAGUGUGAUCUGCAAAGCUAAGAAGUCCAGAAUAUGCCAAAGAAUCGUGUGACAUAUAAGCUCGGAAAAUGACUCUUUUGUUCGCAGUAAGUUAAUUAAAAAAAUCAGAUGUCAACUUGCUUGGAGUACUGAAUUUUUCGAAGUUUUUUUCCCAAAAAAACAUUGGUUGUACAUAAGGUGCUUACUGCUUUUUUAUUGUGCAAUAUUAAUUGUAAGGGUAAUGUGAUAGUGUAAAAGACAACAGACAAUAGACAUUAUGACUACAUUGUUAAUACUUCUCGGCUAACUUUGUUUUCCCUUCUAAAAUAUUUUUUUAACAUAGUUCUUCUAUAGAUAUA